This is a messenger RNA of Columba livia (rock pigeon), 5928 nucleotides long. RefSeq names its product GATA binding protein 4 (gene GATA4). The transcript is spliced from 7 exons. The coding region runs from base 247 to 1485 and encodes 412 amino acids. The record is from RefSeq and is a predicted model, not a curated record. Lineage: Eukaryota; Metazoa; Chordata; Aves; Columbiformes; Columbidae. Gene Ontology annotation, biological process: negative regulation of transcription by RNA polymerase II; positive regulation of transcription by RNA polymerase II; cell fate commitment. Gene Ontology annotation, cellular component: nucleus. Gene Ontology annotation, molecular function: zinc ion binding; DNA-binding transcription factor activity, RNA polymerase II-specific; RNA polymerase II cis-regulatory region sequence-specific DNA binding.
GCGGGAGGUGAUGGAUGGAGCCCGGUGGGAGAAGCUAAAUCCAGGCGGGAGCUAAAUCUCUGCUCCGGAGGGACCUGGACUUCUUGCUUAGGGUGUCGAAGAGGCGGCCGGACCUGUUGAAGGUUGUACCCACGCGAGACCACUCCGGCCACCGCUCGCCGCAGGGGAAAGCGGAUUCCUGGGGUUUUUCACCCGCUGGAUUGUAGCCGGGGACCCGGCUAGGGUUUUGGGGGGGCCCAUCGCGAGAUGUACCAGAGUUUAGCCAUGGCAGCUAACCCCGGCCCUCCGGCUUACGAGGGGGCAGGUGGCUUCAUGCACAGCGCGGCCGCAGCGUCCCCAGUCUACGUCCCCACCACGAGGGUCACCUCCAUGAUCCCCAGCCUGCCUUACCUCCAGAGCAGCGGCUCUUCCCAGCAAGGCAGCCCCGUCUCCAGCCACUCCAUCUGGACGCAACCCGGAGCCGAAAACGCCGCUUACAACCCCGGAUCUUCUCACCCUCCUGUGUCACCUCGGUUCUCCUUCUCCACCAGCACCCCCAUCCCCGCCACCUCUUCCCGGGAAGCCGCGGCGGCUUAUAGCAGCUCCUUGAACCUUUCUGCCAACGGGAGGGAGCAGUACGGCAGGGGUUUCGGCAGCUCCUAUUCCAGCCCGUACCCGGCUUAUAUGAGCCCCGAAAUGGCCACAACUUGGACUUCUUCCCCCUUCGACAGCCCCAUGCUGCACAACCUGCAGAGCCGAGGGACGCCCGCAGCCGCCCGCCACGCCAACAUAGCAGAUUUUUUUGACGAUUACUCAGAGGGGCGAGAAUGUGUCAACUGUGGGGCCAUGUCCACCCCGCUCUGGAGGAGAGACGGCACGGGGCACUACCUCUGCAAUGCCUGCGGGCUCUACCACAAGAUGAAUGGCAUCAACCGGCCCUUGUUCAAACCUCAGAGGAGGCUGUCGGCUUCUCGCCGCGUUGGCCUCUCUUGUGCCAAUUGCCACACAACGACCACCACGCUCUGGCGCAGAAAUGCCGAGGGAGAGCCCGUCUGCAACGCCUGCGGACUCUACAUGAAGCUCCAUGGGGUUCCAAGGCCUUUAGCAAUGAGAAAAGAGGGUAUUCAGACAAGGAAGCGCAAGCCAAAGAACCUUAGCAAAACAAAGACACCGGCAGGUCCAUCCAGCAGCGAGAGUCUUACCCCGACCACCAGCUCUGCCAGCAGCAGCAGCAGCAGCGCCACGACCACCGAGGAAAUGCGCCCCAUAAAAACAGAACCUGGGCUCUCAUCUCAUUACGGGCACCCCAGCCCAAUUUCUCAGGCAUUCUCAGUCUCUGCCGUGUCCGGCCAUGGAUCAUCUAUUCACCCUGCAAUUUCAGCUCUGAAGCUUUCCCCGCAGGCUUACCAGUCAGCAAUCAGCCAGUCUCCCCAAACCAGCUCCAAACAGGACUCCUGGAACAGCCUGGUGUUAGCUGAAAACCAUGGGGACAUCAUAACUGCAUAAGCUGGUCUUCCACCCAUGGACUUCAGGCUGAUCCACUUGAGAGAUGAAGAAGAUGCCACGUAAUCAUCAAGUCAAUGUUGUUUCCCACCUCCCCUGCUCUCCCAUCUUCUCUCCCUUUGUGAGAUGUUCCAGCAAAGAGGUAAAGAGGACUUAUUUGAGGUGUAGGAGAGCUCUCACGAAACCAACAGAGAAGACUCAAAUCUCAAAGUAAUUGAUGGACUUCAAGCCUUUUUCCCCCCACUUUAAAUGAGCCUCUCCAUUUGAUUGCCACCAUCCUCUACAGAACAGCCAGAAACACAAAGUUGGACACAAUUCUUGAGCUUUGUUUAUUUAAAAACAUCUGGCAUUUAAGACUCAGAUGAUGGUGGAACAGAGACACUUGGUUUUUUUUUAAUCUGUCACCAUCUGUUCUUUUCCUGACCAGAAGAAAAUGUCACCAUCUUCUCACUACCCAAAUUCAGUGAUCUUCCACCAAAUGAAGCCAGUUCCAGAACAGUUUGUUGAAUAGACUUCACUAGACAUGCGGUGGUGGCUUUAGAGGAUUUGAUAUGAUGCAGGGCACAGAAAAAGGAGACCCUCCCUCACAUACAUCCUCAGCUCACACAUCUAGAGCGUUGUCUUCAUUUUCCUAGAUAGUCUGAAAACCUAAUGAAUGUCCAUAUUUAAUAGUAACUCCUUUCCUAUUUAUCAUUACAAAAUCAUGGGACUGUGUUUCCAAAAGGUUGUUAGCUGAGCCUGGAGAAGGUCUGUCCAAAGUCAAAGGGGGAUUUUGGAAGGAGGAACCUUCUGGAAGCAGGUAGAGGAGACCCACAUUGGUCAUCAAAUGCUGGAGGAGACUGUUCCCUUAUGGAAAGCAACAAGCCAGGCUUAGAAAUCAUUCAAGAGCACAGCAUGUGAAAGACGCUCUUCUAACACUGCUGUGUCAUCGCUUUUUGAGACAGCUAAUUUAAUUAUUUUGCAUACUUUUCUGCUGGUUUUGAUGUCAUUGAUGAAAUCUGACUGCCACUUCUUUUUGGCUGUACUGUGAGUGUCCGCUUUCCCCCUAACAGCUGGCUCAUGACCAUUUCACAUGUCUAACCCUUUAGGACUUCACCUUUUGCCACAAGCAAAGGCUUCAGCCUCUAAUGGAUGUAGGCAGGGGCCGAUUUCUUUACCAAGCAUGUGCACAGACUUGCUUGCCUGCAAGAGAAGCAUAACUCCAUUCAUGCACGAGUAUUAAAUGAGACUCGUAUUUUUUCUCGCCCAUAAGGCUCUCAGUAACCAGGGAACCCUAGCAAAUGGGGUUGGAAGAGAUGCUGAGAGCUCUACUGACUCAUUCCCUUUUCCCAAAGGGAUCACUUCUACCUACCAGCCCUAGCUGCUCUUUCUCCAGCAUGUGCUUAACAAACUCCAGCAUCGCAGAUGCCACAGCUCCCCUGUGCAAAGUGCUUCACCAGAUGCUUGCCAUGAUGUUUUCAUCAACAUUUCAAAGGAGGAAAUUUCCAUUUCCAGGCAGCGAAUUUCUGGGAGACCUCAUCCUACAAGAUUCUCUGCCUUUAUUUCUGUCUGCUCUCAAACUCUGUUAUUCUUCUUGCCUUCCCAGCUUCUCUCUGUCCUCCCUGCACCCACAACUCGAGUACUGAACUACCAAGAGAAAAAUCUAGAAGAGGGAUUGUGCAUCCCCCACCCAAAAUGUGCCAUCCUCCAUCUCCCACUGUUUAACAUUCCCACAAAGAGUGUUUCCACCAAGAUACCCGGCUUGGCGAAGAGGAAAGCCGCAUACACAUCUGAAUCAAAAGCAUGGCAUUGUAUUGUCUUUGUUUGAACUCACCGUUUUCUUCCAGAUGGGAGAAAAGCUUCUUUAAGGAGAAGGAUUCAACUGGACUGGUCGCGAUAAAGACUGGGACUGAAGUGACAGUAGAGACCUGGACCCUUUCACAUUCCCUGUGCUCUGCGUAACUCAUAUCUGCAGGGUUUUGGGAAGGGGUGACAGAGCCUCUGCACUACCCGGAGAAAAAUACCAUGGCAGUGAUGCCAUGGAAAUGGUUGGAUGGUGUUUACACCACUUCCCACUUCGUGCGGCUGAGCAAAUACAUUAGCCUCAUUAGUGCUAGUUUCGGACAAGGAAAACACAUUCAUGAAACAUGGAUAAAAAUAAAUGAAAUUCCAUGAUUCUGCUCCAGCAUGGUAGGCUGCAGAGAAGAGGCCAGAAAUAGCAUUUAAAAAAUACAAAUUUGGGGUGAAAACAUAGAGUUGUUUCUUCCUGGGCAUGCAGGUCUUUAGCCAGCAUCCUCCUUGAACUAUUAAUAUAUUCCUUUGUCAAUGGCAACUGAGCUCUCUUGAGACCUGGCUGUGAAUUCCUGUCCGUAACGGAGAAUCACGCACCACAAAGAUGCCUCUUGGCUAACGCACACGUCUGAGACACCCAGAACCACCCUGGACAACCCGAGAGGGAGGGGAACAGGCGAUCUCCUGCAGAGGAGCUAAAGUCCAGACCAAUCACAUGCCCCAUUUCUCUUUUCAUACGGAUGCUCCCAGAGCUUCUGUCCACCUUGCCUUAUUACUGCUCUCCUCCUCCUGCCCUCAAAGCUAAAAUCCCUGGCUGAAUUUUUCUCCUGCCCUUUAAAACACACUCUGAGAUGCCAUGAAGGAGUCUGCUUGCGAUGCAGGAGGGGAAAAAAAACCCUGCAGGACAUCAGACUGCCUGAUGCUCCCUCAGGUUACCUGAAUAAUCAUGGUAGAGAUUCGUUAAUUGGUUCUAAGCCUUCCUCAAAGCCUUAAAAAUAAUUCUUGAAACAGAGUGAGGAGCAUUUACAAGGACCAUGGUAACAAAACAAGAUGUCUGCUUUCAAAUGGUGAGGUUUUGGGGCUGGGAGGACAACUUGGUUCUCUUUAGUGGUAGAAAUUACCUCUUUUGUCCCCCUUUUUCACCAUGAGCAGUAGAAGUCCAGAUACACCUGUUCUGCUGUUCUUCUCAAUCAUCCAGAACCGCUGUAGAACAGCAUUUGCUGUAUUCUGACCAACACUGAUAUCAAGCUGGUGAAAUGUUGACUUUGGAUGGAGCACCAUUGUGCCAGGUGCUGUACAAACAUACCAUAAGAGAUGGGUCCUGUUCGAUGGAGCUUGUAACAAUAGAAUUAUGGAAUAAUUAAAUCAGAAGGGAUUAGAUCAGGUUUCUCAGGGCCCUGUUCAGUCAAGUGUUGAAUAUCCUCAAGAAUAGAAAUGCUGAAGCCUCUCUGGGUUCUUGCUCCAGUGUUUACCACCCUCAUAGCGAAAAUGUUUUUCCAAAUAAAGGUUAGAUUCUAAUGAGAAUCAAAAUAAUUGGUAAAUUAAUUGCUCAGACUUAGAGACUCACAAAAAAAUGAGUCAUUGCAGGAGGCUGAACAUCAUCUCCAAGCACUGGGGUCACACAGAGCCUCUUCUUGUAGGUAGGAAAUGGGAUGACCAAUGCAGGUUGACAAACACCAGAAGUGACAGAUGAAGGAUACUCACAGGAUGGGAGGAUAAAAGUGCGACCAGCCUCAGGACACUCAGCUCACUCCAGCAGAAGGGGCAACUUACCAAAUUCUGGGUUCAAUCUGAGUUCUGCCUUCUUUCCCAUGAAAGGGAAGGGGAGGUAUUUAGAGCUUGAUUUGUUAAUGAAAUAAGAUACAAUUAUUACAAAUCUGUUAAGGCAAAAUAAUUAUUUCUAUUAUAAUUGCUAGAGAACAUAGUGAGGACAGUAGCAAGCCAGGUCCUACACAAAUGCAGCACCAAGAACUAUUCCUGCCCUGAGGAGUAAGAGGGAAGGGCCUAGUCCUGCAAAACAUUUAAGCAUGAUAAAGGCAUUUGCAGGAUUUGUUCCCUUGGAGGUCACCAUUAAUCACACAUGCAAAUUUUGAUGUCAAAGGGUUUUUAGCAGAAGGUUUGGUUGUGUCAAACCAGAUCUUUGCAAGGGCUCAGUGGUCACCAGAGUGAGAUGGGCAGAUAAGAACCAGGAGCCAGAGCAGUGGAAAGGUCAUUUAACCAUGUCUAGAUGUCUUUCCUCUUUGUGGAAGUGCAAUAUCUGGAAUCACUUCAGUUAUUUUGUAAAUUGAUCAGGCAAAAUCUGUAUUUCACUUGCAAUGUUAUGGGCUGGCUGGAGAGGGUGCAGUCAGGAGGAGCUCAGGAAUAUUGUAAGGGAGCUUUAAAACCAAUCAACAACUCCUAAUUUAACAUUGAAGCUGUGACUAUGUCAGGGGUGGUGUUUUGUUUUGCCUUAUUUUUUUUCUCCCCAUGUAUAAAGUUAGAAGCUUCCCAGGUCUUCUGGGAAGGUCUCAUGGAGACAGACACUUAUUUGUAAGGGAGAGAGGGAAACCAACCAACUGAACAAGUUGUAAUUAUUUAAAAAUGUAAAAAAAAUAUAUAUUAUGAAGUAGUAUGGCUACCAAUCCACAUAACUUCUACACCUUUAGGACUAAUGGAAAUAAAACAAUGAUAAUAAAA